Messenger RNA from Carica papaya (papaya), 1328 nucleotides. Lineage: Eukaryota; Viridiplantae; Streptophyta; Magnoliopsida; Brassicales; Caricaceae. The record is from RefSeq and is a predicted model, not a curated record.
AUACUCUAUGGAAUAUGGUAAUUACGUGUGCUCUACGCGAUACCUGAAAGUAGCUUUCUCGUUCUCCUAAAGUGUCAAGUGCACAGAGACGAUCUGCCGUAACAAAGAUUUCCAUUCAAGUACAUAAUGGCUUUUUGAAAAUUAAUAAAUUCAGGUUUUCUGUUUUCUUGUUCUUCUUGUUUUUUGGGUUUUUGGAGUUUUAGCAGAAAGGCUUGUUAGAGGUUGUUUCAAAAUGGGAAUCAGUUGAGGGGUAGGCGCUUUGUUUGGAUGGGAAUUUCAAUUUCUGGAAAUUUCUCAGGAGGCAGAAAAUGCGAAAAUCAUUCAAGGAUUCUCUUAAGGCCCUUGAAGCUGAUAUUCACUUCGCAAAUUCCUUGGCAUCUGACCAUCCAAGGGACUAUGAUGGUGCCUGUCUUCAGAUGAGAAUAUCCUACAGUCCAGCUGCUCACUUUUUCCUUUUCCUUGUCCAGUGGACUGAUUGUCACUUAGCCGGGGCCUUGGGAUUGCUUAGAAUCCUUAUAUAUAAGGCAUAUGCAGAUGGGAAGACCACAAUGUCCGUCCAUGAAAGGAAAGCUAGCAUAAAGGAUUUCUAUGGGGUGAUAUUUCCCACAUUGUUACAACUUCAAAAAGGAAUAACAGAUGUAGAAGAAAGAAAGCAGAAAGAAAUUUGCGCGACCAAGUAUAAAAGAAAAAAUGAGGUGGAUAAAGGGAAGCUCUCCGAGAUUGAUCUAGAGAGGGAACAAGAAUGCAGCAUUUGCAUGGAGAUUCGAACAAAGGUUGUGUUGCCAAAUUGCGGCCAUUGCAUGUGCAUGAAAUGUUACCGAAGUUGUAAUUCUGGUAUUGUACCUAAGACGUAGUGAGUAUUCAAACCCAGCCUCUGCCUUGCAAGAGUAGAGGCUGCCUCUGCAGCAUUUGAAUCAACUGCAGGGGGAUACGAUGGGUGAAUGUAAUUCAGAGCUUGAGGUACGACUUAUAUGCCGGAGGUACUUCUUUCAGAUUUCUAAUUUAUGAAGUACACACAAGUUGCCCUUAGUAGGGAGCCAAGAUGCUUCCCUCAUUUUUGAAGAGAGAACGGGUUUCAUCCUGACUGGAGCUAUGCGCUCAUUGUAGCAGGCUUCAACAAUCAGGAAAAGAAAAAUGUGCAUCUAUUCCAAAAUCAGAUAAAGGGCCUUUUCAAUAAACUAGUAUGAAAUAACUUAUCAUGUUUUAAAGUGUUUAUCUGUAUUAAAAAGAACUGCAAUGAAGAGAGUUGUAUCGGUAUUUAUUGUUUUGAAGUCUCUUUUUCCAUUAAAAAGAAGUUAAUAUGAAUCGAAGAGAGUUAAGAAGUUCCU